GGAAGUCAGUCAGCCACACAUGAUGGGCGAUGUUCUGAGGUGCCGCUUUUGUUUUUGUGGCAGCAAUGUUUAGCAACCAUAAGCUGAAUGAGAAACAGUCGUCGGAAGUUUGCAGCAGCGGAAACAGCUGUCAGUGAUGUCCAGAUCUUAGACACAGACUGAACCCCCCCUCCCAUCAUGGAUUCCAAAAAGCCGGGGAUGCUGCGGCACCUCCGCCAGAAGAUGCUGCCACACCUCCGGCGAGGCAAGACGAGUCCAAGUAAGCAGCUUGUCCAGCUGGAGCACACCAUGGACCAUCGGAUGAGCUCCUCCGUACCUGACAUGAGGGACAUGAGGCAGGAGUGCACCCGCAUCUCCUCCAGCACGCAGCUCCAACAAUACAACACUUCCAGCUACAGCAGCCCCUCCACACCUCUUGUCAAACCUUCUAGAGGCCAGGAAGGAGGUGGGAGUGGCCUGAACAUGGGAGUAGUUGGUAGAGGAUCUGGGAGGAGUGAACACAGACUGAGUGCGCCUGCAGACUCCACAGACUGGGCUUCCUCCCAAGAGUCAUUCAGCAGUCUAUGUGAGGUGGAGAGGAGCUCUCCGGAGACAAACUACAGACCUGCCAGGGGCAUGGAGCCUGAGGAGCUGGCCCUGCCGGAGAUGAUGACUGUCUACAGCCCGGACCUUCCCUCUGUAGAGGUCUCACAGUCUGACAUGGGAAACGAGACUCUGAGUGUGUCGGAGAGCAUCAGGGAUUUUCCCAGGUCCUUCCUGCUCACCGUCAACCUGAAGGAAGGACGCAACCUGGUCAUCAGGGACCGCUGUGGUACCAGUGACCCCUAUGUGAAAUUCAAAUUGGACGGGAAAACGUUCUACAAAAGCAAAGUGGUUUAUAAAAACCUCAACCCCACAUGGAAUGAGACCUUCUCUCUGCCUGUGAAGGAUCUGAAUCAGAAACUGUACAUCAAGGUAUAUGACCGUGACCUGACCACUGAUGACUUUAUGGGCUCCGCCAGUGUCGUCCUGAGUGAUCUGGAGAUUGACAAAGUCCACGAGCUGUCCUUGCCCUUGGAUGACCCAAACAGCCUAGAGGAGGACAUGGGCAGCGUGCUGGUGGACAUGAGUCUGUCACUCAGAGGUGGAGACAGCAAAAAAAUCCAACGGUGGCCCCAAAAACGAAAACGAAGUAUUAGGUCGGGAGCUUCCUCUCAGAGCUUUCGGCUGUCGGAAACACUGAAGAAGAGCCAGUUGUGGACUUCUGUUGUGUCAGUGACUCUGGUUGAGGGUCAGGAGUUGCUGCUGGACACUCAGGGAGGUCAGCUCUUUGUUCGCUUCAGACUGGGAGAGCAGAGAUACAAAAGCAAGAAUCACUGCAAAGUGGCCAAUCCUCAGUGGAGAGAGAGAUUCACCUUUAAUCAGUUUUUGGACAGUCCAGAAAUCCUGGAGGUGGAGCUCUGGUCCAAGGAAGGACGAAGGACUGAGGAGUGUUUGGGAACGUGUGAAGUAGACCUAUCCAGGGUCCCUUUCAAUGAGAGGCAGCUGUUCACACACACCCUGGAACAGGGGAGAGGGCGCUUAGUUUUCCUCGUCACGCUGAACACAUGCAGCGGCGUCUCCAUCUCUGACCUCUGUGCUGCGCCUCUUGAUGAACCUCAGGAACGACAGAACCAGCUGGACAACUAUGGUAUAAAAAGGUCCCUGAAAAACCUGCGUGAUGUUGGUUUCCUUCAAGUCAAAGUAAUCAAGGCUUCAGAUCUGAUGGCUGCUGAUUUAAACGGCAAGAGUGACCCUUUCUGUGUGUUGGAACUGGGGAAUGACAGACUUCAGACCCAUACCAUCUAUAAGAGCCUCCACCCAGAGUGGAAUAAAGUCUUCACAUUCCCUGUCAAAGACAUUCAUGAUGUUCUGGUGGUGACUAUCUUUGAUGAGGAUGGAGACAAGGCGCCAGACUUCCUGGGAAAAGUUGGCAUUCCCCUGCUCUCGAUCCGCAGGGGACAACAGAUCUCCUUCCCACUGAAGAAAGAGGACUUAGGUGGACUGUCGAAGGGGAGCGUCACUCUGGAGCUGGAGGUUAUUUUUAACCCCGUCAGAGCAAGCAUACGAACCUUCCAGCCCAGAGAGAGAAGAUUCAUGGAGGAUAAUCCUAAAUUUUCCAAAAAGGCUCUGGCCAGGAACGUGCUGCGUGUUCAGACAUUGUACAGGGCUAUCGUGUCGACUCUGCAGUACAUCAAAAGCUGCUUCCAGUGGGAGAGUGUUCAGAGGAGCCUGCUAGCCUUCCUGGUGUUUGUCGUGACAGUGUGGUACUGGGAGUUUUACAUGCUGCCUCUCUUCGUGGUUUUGCUCAUGUUGAGGAACUACCUCCAGCUCCGCUCCGGUCGAGUCAGCCAAGACCUGGACAACAUGGAUGUGGGGGAUGAGGAUGAGGAUGAUGAUAAGGAGUCAGAGAGGAAAGGGCUGAUGGAGAAAAUCCACAUGGUACAGGAAACCAUCAUCACACUCCAAAACCUACUGGACGAGAUCGCUUCUUUUGGGGAGAGAAUUAAAAACACGUUCAACUGGUCUGUGCCGUUCCUGUCUGGACUGGCUUUCCUGGUCUUUGUCACUGCAGCAAUCCUGACAUACUACAUCCCUUUACGCUACAUAGUUUUAAUUUGGGGUAUCAAUAAAUUCACCAAGAAAUUACGGAACCCGUACAGCAUCGACAACAAUGAAGUGCUUGAUUUCCUGUCGAGGGUGCCUUCAGAUGUGCAGAAGGUUCAGUACAGUGAGGUGAGAGGAAGCAGGAAGAAGAAAAUCUAGUAAACGGGGCCUGGUGCUGCUGUUGGUGGGCUUCCUACCUAAAAACUGUUUCCAGUGGAUCUGCUGGAGGUCUGCAGAAUCCCACUUUUUGUCGGUUUCAUGGUGUGUGGUAGGUUUGAAUCUUAAUUUGCUGUGGCGAUCCACAGCUCCGCACCGCUCAUAUCGACCAGCACCUAAAGACCUGUCAACCAAAGAAGUCCAUGCUGAGGACCCUGCAGAGAUUACUGUAACACAUUUUACUAAUGUCUCUAUCUGUGCUUUUUUGAAGCAGUUUGUAAUAUUAUUUCCAAAGAUUUUAGGUGUUCUAUUGUAUGUACAGUUUAUUUUAGAUAAUCAGAAGCUGCUUUAUUUUAUAUGAUUUCCCAGGAGGUUGUGUCCUCCUGACACCAACUGAAAUAUCAGUUUGUAUUAUACUGAAUGUAUAUGUUUAGUUUGUAACAUUUGUGUGUAUAUUUUUACAUGAUUUACAUUAACAGAUAUAAUGACUUUAGUUGUAAAAUAGAUUAUUCACCGCUUGACAAAAUAACAGAAUUGUUCCUGGGAUAAAAGUAAAUUUCAUUAUGGGCGGCUUAAAAAGUAGGAGUAAUCAUACUUAUAGGCAUUUUUUUUUUAGAAAAGAGUUAUGUGUUUAAAUUCAUGGUCUUUGCGGUUUUAAAUAUUAAUGAUGCAUUUUAGGUUGCAAUCACUUUUCCAACCUUUCAUAAUAUGUCUAAAUGUUAUUAAGAUUAAGAGUUACUUUAUUAAUCCCCGUGGGGAAAUUCGGUUAUGCAUCAUAUUUCUAUAUUUCAUCCAUUAACUUUUUAAAAUGGAGAAACUGCUCUGUGCAUACGGCACUGAUUCUCCUUCAGUGGGACAAUUUGGAAUUAUUUUUACAUCCUAAGGUGAGUGGCUUUAUUUAGUUUGAGAUUUUCAUUCAUCCUACACAGAUGAUGGGCUCACUUAACUUUAUUUAUUAAUGACAAUCACAAUCAUUUCUAACAGCAAUAAAUGCACACAGCCACACAGUA
Messenger RNA from Toxotes jaculatrix (banded archerfish), 3791 nucleotides. RefSeq names its product multiple C2 and transmembrane domain-containing protein 2-like. Gene Ontology annotation, molecular function: calcium ion binding. The transcript is spliced from 22 exons. The record is from RefSeq and is a predicted model, not a curated record. Bases 178 to 2784 code for a protein of 868 amino acids. Lineage: Eukaryota; Metazoa; Chordata; Actinopteri; Toxotidae. Gene Ontology annotation, biological process: regulation of neurotransmitter secretion. Gene Ontology annotation, cellular component: synaptic vesicle membrane.